This is a messenger RNA of Caenorhabditis elegans, 2510 nucleotides long. RefSeq names its product Pumilio domain-containing protein 12 (gene puf-12). Bases 20 to 2320 code for a protein of 766 amino acids. Lineage: Eukaryota; Metazoa; Nematoda; Chromadorea; Rhabditida; Rhabditidae. Gene Ontology annotation, molecular function: RNA binding. The transcript has 6 exons. The record is from RefSeq and is marked reviewed.
AGAAAUCUCGCGGGUAAAAAUGGUGAAACUCGACGACAAAAAUAAAAAAUUCAAAGGGAAGAAGAAGGUUAAAAAUGUGUUGGAGAAAAAGGCAAAAGGAUUAAAACUCAACAAAGUAGACAGAAAGCGAAUUGUUAAGAUUGAAGAAAAAGCAGCGUUAAAAAGCAAAGUAGACAAAGCUGUGAAGGACGAGUUGGAAAGGUUGAAAAAGUCAUCUUCAACAUCAGUUUUUGAUAAUGAUGGGACUCGUGACUCUUUGUGCUCGGAGUCUUCGUUCGGAAGCCAGCCAGCACCGAAAAAGAAAUCGAAAAAAGUGCUUUUCUCAGGAGAACUUGAACAUGUUAAGGUUUUCGAUAAGCGAGUUCAGGAUCUUCAAAUCAAACCAUCAGAGGCAUCUCCAGGAAGAGGAAUUCUCAGAUCCCCUCUUGAUAAGAAGGUUAAGAAACUUGCCAAAGUGAAGACUGUCAAAGUUGCUCAGGAAGAAGAAGAAGAGCAUUCCGCUCCCCCAAAGAAAAAAGUGAAGGUUAAUGCAGAGAAAGCCGUUGCUUCUGAGCCAGCAGACGAUGAAAAUUUGGAAUCUGUCGACGAACAAGCAGGUGGAGAUGAAUCUCAUAUUGACAUUCCAACUCUAAAGAGAAAGAGAGUAGCUAUUCAAGUCACAAAGUCUGUUAAAGAACAAUUGCUGAAUAUGCCGAGAAAAGAAAGAAAAGCAUUUUUGAAGGAGUUGAAAUUGAAGAGAAAACCUGAAGGAGCUCGUGCUCAAAAAUGCAAGGAACUUUGGGAAAAGAUCAGAAUGGGAAAGACGCCAAAAGCUGAAAAGGAUACUGCGGUUCACGAGUUGUAUGGUCUUGUAAAAGGACACGCUGCCAAGCUGAUCUAUGCUCACGACACCAGCAGAGUUAUCGAAUGUCUUGUUGCCACUGAAAGAGAAGGAAUCAUUAACAACUUGUUCAACGAAUUAACCCCAGAAAUAGUGAGGAUGUCAAAGAACGUCUAUUCCAAAUUUUUCGUCAAGAAAAUGUUGAAGAAUGGAACUAAAGAACAACGUGAUAUUAUCAUUAAUGCAUUCCGCGGACAUGCUCCAACCCUGCUCAGAAUCAAACAUGCUGCCGAAGUUCUUGAAUAUGCUUACAAUGACUUCGCUAAUGCCCAUCAGCGUUACAACAUCAUUACUGAAUUUUAUGGAAAAGAAUUCAUUUUGUUCAGAGAAGACAAUAUCAGAUCUCUGACGGAGAUUCUCGCUGAAAAGCCGGAAAAGAAGGUUGUGAUUUUGAAGCAUUUGGACGAGGUUAUUGGAGCAGUGAAUGAAAAAGAAACUUUGCGACUUUCAAUUCUGCACAAACUUAUGCUCGACUUUUUCGAUAAUUGCGACGAGGAAAAGAAAAUCAAUCUCCUUGAUUCACUGAAAGAUAAAAUUCCCGAGUUCAUUCAUACUCCAGAUGGUGCCAAAUUGGCUAUUAAACUCAUUUGGUUUGCUCCAGUCAAGGAAAGAAAAUUGAUCGUCAAGAAUUUCAAGGAUUUGUCAGUAAAAGCCGCAAUGGAACAUUACGGACAUCGUGUUCUUCUUGCACUUUUUGAUACUGUCGACGAUACUGUUCUUCUCAAUAAGGUUAUUGUCUCCGAGUUGGCAAAUGAAAUGAAGAAGUUGAUCGAAGAUGAUUGGGGAGAGAAAGUUAUCCACUAUUUGGUGCAUCCAAGAGAUGGAAGAGGAAUCGACAAAAGAGAAAUUACAUUCCUUGCCGAAGGUGAUAGCAAUCCACACUCGAAGAAAACUCAAAAGGAUAGAUAUGGACAGUUGUACGCCGGUAUUACCGAGAACUUGUAUCCUUAUUUGGCUGCUAACUUCGAAGAGCUUGUUUUCGAGGCCAACAAGUCAAAAUUCGUGGCUGCAUGUCUCGAAACCACCUCAAGCUUCGAUUUGUUCGAUCGACAAGUCCCAGCAGAAGCUCGCAAGAGUUGCAACCAAGCGAUCGUUGAAUUGGCGAAGAAGGACUUUGUACCAAUGGACCAGGAAGGCUUCCACAUUAUUGAACACCAAUCGGGCAAUUUCAUUCUCAUGGCAGUCAUGCGCUGUGAUGCCGCUCUACAAGAAGAUGAACGUUUGUCAGUUGCAUUGGCAGAAGGACUUACGAGCAAGCAGCUUGGCUCGUGGGUGACUUGCAAUCGCGGUUGCCAUGUUCUCUUGAAAAUGCUUCAAGUUGGAGGACCGAAAGUUAUUGAAAAAUUGAAGGCUUCGAUCAGCAGAAAACACUUGGAUGGCUAUAACUCAAAAGGAGCAAAUCUUCUGAAGGCACAGCUCGACGGAAAUGUCAAGAAGUGAGAAUGCAAGGUAUACGAAUUAAUUUUUGUUGAUUUUAUUUGUUUUGAGGGAUUCGUCCUAUACAUCUCUAAAUACCACACCUUUUUAUUGUUCUCGUUAUUUUGUUGUUGACUUUUUUUUUAUUACUUUUUGCAUCUCGUUAAUUUUUUGAAACACCGUACGGUAAUAAAAAGGAAAAAUAUAAAAAAAA